Branchiostoma belcheri (Belcher's lancelet) is the source of this 1173-nucleotide messenger RNA. Its product is annotated as C-type lectin domain family 4 member M-like. NCBI's taxonomy places the organism in Eukaryota, Metazoa, Chordata, Leptocardii, Amphioxiformes, Branchiostomatidae. The coding region runs from base 1 to 1173 and encodes 390 amino acids. The record is from RefSeq and is a predicted model, not a curated record. The transcript is spliced from 6 exons.
AUGGAAGAAAACGUCUCCAACGAGGCCUGCAGGGUCUUCAGCUCCUGCAACGAUCUCGGAGAUUCCAGCAAUGACUACGAGGAGGCCUGCACGGUCUCUCCGCCGAAGAUGCCGGCUACGAAGAUAGGGAGGGCUUCUGGCCUGAACCCAGCACCGGGAACGUCAGACGUUUCAGGAGAGCCAGGUUCGUUCGGGUCUAAGUCUAACGACAAGCGCCAAGCCGCCGACCCCAGACCUGCCUCUGCCGAGACCGCUGGGUACAUGAAGAUGUCGGUUAGGAGGAUAGGGAAGGCUCCUGACCCGAACCCCGCACCAAGUAUGUCAGGCGUUUCAGGAGAGCCAGGUUCGUCCAAGCCUAACGACAAGCGCCAAGCCGCUGACCCCGGACCUGCCUCUGCUGAGACCGCUGGGUACAUCCCAGGGGUCGGUAUGAGGAGCCCUGCUGUGACAGUGUCAGACCUGAAGCUUGCAUUCAACAAGCUCGACCAGAAAACAACUGAUGAUCUGAAGGGCCUGAAGCUGUCAGUCAGCAAGCUCGACCAGAAGACAGCUGAUGAUCUGUCGGGCCUGAAGCUUGCAUUAAACAAUUGCAAGCUCGACAAGAAGACAACUGAUGAUCUGUCGGAUCUGAAGCUGUCGGUCAGCAAGCUGUAUAUGAAGACAGCCGGGGUUCAGGCAAACCUCUCUGGAUGGAUUCAUCGCCAGCAGGAGCUGGAGGACAACAUGAAGAAUGAACAAGAGAAACCGGAGAAAGAGCGUGCUUCGAUCCGCCUCCUAGAGACCUGCCCAGACGGUUACCAGAACUAUCGCGAAGUCUGCUACAUGGCAUUCCACCUGCCUCGGUCAUUCUCCGUAUCGGCCGAGACCUGUCGGUUUGUCGGUGGCACCCUCGCCAUGCCCCGCGACGCCGGUAUCAACGACCUCCUCACCUCCCUGGUGGAUCCAGCAAGCAAGUACAGCUAUUGGUUUGGCUUACACCGACAGGAAGGCAAGUGGGAGUGGAUAGACGGCACCGCUCUCGGGACCGGCUACAACCGGUGGGCACACGGUGAAAGAAAGUCUUGCGCCUGGUACAGGCCCACGAGCAAGCAGUGGUAUACCGCGGAUUGUGAGCAGAGGGGACUGUUCAUCUGCCAAGUCCUGACAUCAGGUUUGUAUCAUUUCACAAGGUGA